Miscanthus lutarioriparius is the source of this 1308-nucleotide messenger RNA. Lineage: Eukaryota; Viridiplantae; Streptophyta; Magnoliopsida; Poales; Poaceae. The record is from the annotation of a GenBank genome assembly.
AUGGAUAUAGAGAUGAAGGUGUCGUUUAGGGUUAGGGAGUUCGACAUGGAGAGGGACCUGGCGGCGGUCGAGGAGCUCGAGCGCCGAUGCCAGGUCGGCCUGUGCGGCGACGACACCACACCCGACGACGACGACCACAGUGGUGGCGGCAGCAAGCUGAGGAAGACGACGACGACGACGACGAAGAAGAAGAAGGGCAUGUCGCUCUCCGUCGAGCAGGUCGGCGACCCGCUGGCGAGGGUCCGCCACGCGCCGGAGCACGUCAUGCUGGUUUCCGAGUAUGGCGAGGAGAAGGAGAUGGUCGGGCUCAUCAAGGCCUGCGUUAGGGUGGUGAGCAGAGGCGGCCGCAAGAAACACAAACCAUCUUCCUCCCCGAACCCGAAGCAGCAGCAGCAGCAGCCGUCGCCGGCGGCGUACGUGAAGGUGGCCUGCCUCCUCGGCCUCAGGGUCUCUCCGUCUCACAGGCGGCUGGGGAUCGCGACGGCGCUGGUGGAGCGCGCGGAGGAGUGGUGCCGUGAGCGCGGCGCGGCGCACGCGACGAUGGCGACGACGACGUCCAACGCGGCCUCGCUGGCGCUGUUCACGGGCCGGUUCGGGUACGCGCCGUUCCGGCGGCCGGAGUUCCUGGGCCGGCCGGUGCACGCGCACCGCCUGCCCAUCCCGAGCGCGCACCGAGUGUUCCCGCUGCCGCCGCCGCUGGCGGCCGCGGCCUACGCGCGCCUGUGCCCGCCGCACGCCACGGAGUUCCUCCCCGCCGACAUGCCGGCGCUGCUCUCCCACAAGCUCACGCUGGGCACGUUCGUGGCCAUCGAGAGCGGGCCGGAGCGGGACCCGUCCGCCCCGCCGUCCUUCGCCGUGCUCAGCGUCUGGGACUCCACCCGCUCCAUGCGCCUCCGCGUGCGCGGCGCGCCCGCGCUGCUCCGCGCUUCGCUCGCCGCACUCCGGGCGCUCGACCGCGGCGCGCCGUGGAUGCGCGUCCCCUCCAUCCCGGACAUCUUCAGCCCCUUCGGCGCCUACCUCCUCUACGGCCUCCGCAUGUCCGGUCCCGCGGGCCCGGACCUGCUCCGCUCCCUCUGCCACCACGCGCACAACGUGGCCGGCAAGAACCCGGCCUGCGCCGUCGUCGCCGCCGACGUCGCGCCCGACGACCCGGCCGCCGCCGCCGUCCCGAGGUGGCGCCGCUUCUCCUGCGACGAGGACGUCUGGUGCAUCAAGAACCUCACCAAAAAUGCCGACGACGACGACGACGGCUGGGCGGCGACGGUGCCGUCCGGGACGGUCCUGUUCGUCGAUCCCCGCGAGUUUUGA